CGGCAGACUGGCGCGGGAGCGGGCGCGGCGUCAAGUGCAGCUUGGACUCACGGACCUGGCCCAUUUACAUUUAACUCUUUCCUCCAUCCGCGUCCAGCUGGCUUCAGCAUGGAGGAACGGAACAACUCUGCUGGGAAGGAGCUUCAACACAGGACACGAGCAGAAGUUCCCGGAAAGAAAAGCUGGCCCUCACAGGCCUACACCCUUGGGGCCAUUUCCAACUUUAUGUCUACUUUUCUGACCUUUCCUAUCUAUAAGGUGGUGUUCCGGCAGCAGAUCCAUGCCGUGGCAGUGUCAGAGGCUGUGCGACAGCUUUGGCAUGAAGGCCCUCAGUACUUCUACCGGGGCAUCUACCCUCCUCUCCUCUCCAAGACCCUGCAAGGGACUCUGUUGUUUGGCACUUAUGAUAGUCUGCUGUGUUUUCUCUCCCCUGUUGGGCCACACUCCCUUGGACAGCGCUGGACCGCAGGGCUCAUGUCUGGUGUAGUAGAAGCUGUAGCGCUCAGUCCCUUUGAAAGAGUACAGAAUGUGCUUCAGGAUGCUCGCAAGCAAGCUUGCUUUCCUAGCACCUUCAGCAUCCUCAAAGAAUUCAAUUCUUACGGGCGUUGGGGGCGGCUGUCACUGGGUUAUUAUCGCGGCUUCUGGCCAGUCCUUGUCAGAAACAGCCUGGGAAGUGCUCUCUAUUUCUCCUUCAAGGAUCCUAUCCAGGAUGGUUUGGCAAGGCAAGGCCUGCCCCAUUGGGUUCCUGCUUUGGUAUCUGGCAGUGUCAAUGGAACAAUCACCUGCCUGGUUCUGUAUCCUCUGAUUGUGCUGGUUGCCAAUAUGCAGUCUCAUAUUGGCUGGCAGAGAAUGCCAAGCCUGUGGGCCUCAGCACAAGAUGUGUGGGAUACUCGCGGUCGAAAGGUACUCCUGAUUUAUAGAGGAGGGUCCCUGAUCAUCCUCAGGUCCAGUGUGACAUGGGGCCUCACUACUGCUAUACAUGACUUCUUGCAGAGAAAGGCUCAUACCAAGAAAGAGAUGGAAGACUGACUAAAUGAAGUGUGGCCAGGGCAUCUUUGUUCCAAAUCUUCACUCGCUGGUUGUGUGUAGUAUAUCUUUGGCUUGGGUACCAUUAUUUACUAUCUAUAAAGUGUCGCUGCGUGGGAGAAGCUCCAACUUUUCACCUGUUUGAAGCCUACCAGGAUUCCUUGGUCAAAGGAAGUCUCCGAGUCUAUAAACAGCUUCAGUAGCCUCAGAACCU
This is a messenger RNA of Acomys russatus (golden spiny mouse), 1240 nucleotides long. It is a transcript of the gene Slc25a53, whose product is annotated as solute carrier family 25 member 53. Bases 109 to 1029 code for a protein of 306 amino acids. NCBI's taxonomy places the organism in Eukaryota, Metazoa, Chordata, Mammalia, Rodentia, Muridae. The transcript is spliced from 2 exons. The record is from RefSeq and is a predicted model, not a curated record.